Messenger RNA from Ipomoea nil (Japanese morning glory), 3674 nucleotides. Its product is annotated as TMV resistance protein N-like. Gene Ontology annotation, molecular function: ATP hydrolysis activity; ADP binding. The record is from RefSeq and is a predicted model, not a curated record. The transcript has 5 exons. The coding region runs from base 51 to 3674 and encodes 1207 amino acids. Gene Ontology annotation, biological process: defense response; signal transduction. NCBI's taxonomy places the organism in Eukaryota, Viridiplantae, Streptophyta, Magnoliopsida, Solanales, Convolvulaceae.
CAAGCUGCUAGAAAAUCCAGACAGAUAGUAUACUAAUAUUUCUAUCGAGUAUGGCAUCAUCAUCAUCAUCUUCAUCGUAUGCUCGCAUGACGUAUGAUGUUUUCUUGAGUUUUAGCGGUGAGACACGAGGAUCAUUUUCCGAUCAUCUCUAUGCAGAUUUGAAGAGGGCUGGAGUUAACACCUUUCGGGAUGAUGAAUCAAUUCGGAGAGGCGAGGAUAUUUCUGCUGAGCUGUCUAGAACCAUAGAAGAGUCGAGGAUAUCCAUCAUUGUAUUCUCAAAAGACUAUGCUGGAUCCCGAUGGUGUCUAGAUGAGCUUGUGAAGAUCAUGAAAUGUAAACAGAAGUUGAAUCAAAUUAUUUUUCCCAUAUUCUACAAUGUUGAUCCUUCUGAGGUUCGCAAACAAACAAGCACUUUUGGUGAUGCAUUGACUCUACACAGACAACGAUUUGGAGAUCAAAAAGUUAAUGAGUGGAAAGAUACACUCACUGCAGCUGCUAACUUGUCCGGAUGGGAUUUGCAAACCAUGUCAAAUGGAUAUGAGUCAAAGUUCAUUGAGGUGAUUACUGAAGAAGUGCUACGGGUGUUGAAUUUUAUGCCCAUGAAUGUUGCAAAGCAUCCCAUUGGAAUUGAUUCUCUUGUUGGAGAUGUACUUCAUUUAUUACAAAUGCAAACAAAUGAGGCUGUUCGGAUGAUGGGAAUUUUUGGCAUGAGUGGUGUCGGGAAAUCAACCCUUGCUAAAGCCAUAUACAAUCAUUUGAUCAUGAGUUUUCAAGGGUUUGAAGGUAGUUGCUUUGUUGCAAAUAUUAGACAAGAAGUUUCUAAUAAGGGACAGAAUGGUCUAGUUGGUUUACAAGAGAAACUUCUUCACAAAACACUCAAGCGAAAGAAUUUUGAAAUUGAUAAUGUUGAUGAAGGAAUAAGUUUGAUCAAAGCAAGGCUGCAAUCCAAAAGGGUUCUAAUUGUUCUUGAUGAUAUAGACCACUUAAGUCAAUUAGACUCAUUAGCAGGUCAGCGAAAUUGGUUUGGUUCAGGUAGUACAAUUAUAAUAACAACAAGAAAUGUUCACUUGUUGAGUGAGCUUGGAACACAAGAGAAAUACAAGGUUAAAACAUUAAGCAUUGAUGAUUCUUUGCAACUCUUAAGUUGGCAUGCUUUUGGUGUUCCUAUAGCAUCAGAGGAGUAUACUGAAGUAUCCAAAACAAUAGCAAGUUAUACUGGCGGACUUCCAUUAGCACUUACCAUUAUAGGCUCUCAUUUGCGUGGAAGAUCAGUGCAAGAGUGGCUUGAAGAUAUUGAGAAAUUAAAAAGGAAUCCUCAUAAAGAUAUUCAAACAAUUCUUGAAAUAAGCUAUGAUGCACUUGAUGAUGAUACUAAAAACAUCUUUCUUGAUAUUGCUUGUUUUUUUGUUGGGCAUGACAAAAAAAACACUGCUAUGAUAUUGGAAGCUUGUUAUUUUUGUGCUGAAAGUGGAAUAAGAGGCUUGGUAGAAAGAUGUUUGUUAACAAUAGAUGGAUUUAAAAUGCUUGAGAUGCAUGAUUUAGUACAGAAUAUGGGAAGAGAAAUUAUUCGAAAGGAAUCUCCAAAAAAUCCUGGCGAACGAAGUAGAUUGGUGGACCCAAAUGAUGUUUUUGAUGUUCUGCAAGGCAACAAGGGUACAAAUGCAAUUGAAGGGAUCAUUGUAAACUCUAACAUGUUUAAGAAUAUGUGUUUGAGUACGGAAGUAUUCACAAGGAUGGUAUAUUUGCGAAUACUCAUAUUAGAUGGUGUGAUUCUUAGAGGAUCUUUUAAAUAUUUGUCCAAUGAGCUUCGGCUUUUAAGGUUGCGUUAUUGCCGUUUGAGUCACAUACAAUCUGACUUUCAUUGUGCAAAACUUGUUGAGUUAGACUUGAGGUAUAGCAAUAUCAAAGAAUUUCAACCCAAUUUGCAGCAUUUUGUAUGCUUGAGGAUGUUAAAGCUCAAUUACUGCAAACAACUUAAGAGUACACCAAACUUUACUGGGGCACAAAGUCUUCAAGAAAUAUCCUUCGCAGGUUGUUCAAAUUUGACGAAUGUGCACCCAUCAAUUGGAAGUUUGGAGCGGCUUGUUGGGUUAAAUUUGGGAGAAUGUGAGAAAUUGAAGGUGCUUCCUAGUAGCAUUUGCAAGUUAAAAUCACUUGAGAAGUUACAGUUAUCUGGUUGCAAGAAUCUGAGGGAGCUUCCAAUUGAAAUUGGAAAAUUAGAGCAACUAAGAAGUUUAAGUGCUAUUGGAAUUGGUAUCUCACAUUUACCCUCUUCUUUGGGUUGUUUCAGAAAUCUAGAGUACUUAGACCUGAGAAAACAUGUGGGUUUAGUAGCUGUAGAUUUUUUUCCAUCUUCAACUGCGAAUUUAUGCUCAUUGAAGUGGCUGAAAGUGAGUUUCAACAAAUCGCAGCAGCAAGUAAAUCUUCCAAUUGCUCUUGGGAGUUUGACCUCAUUGACAAAUUUAAUGUUAUCAGGAAUUUGGUAUCUUGAAAGCCUAUCGCUGGACCUUUGUACUCUCUCCAAUUUGAGAAAGCUUGUCCUAGAGGAUUUGCACAAUCUUAUAGCACUUUUAAAACUUCCACCUAGUUUGGAGGAUCUUAGUGCAUAUGAUUGUGAGUCAUUAGAAAAAAUAGCAGAUAUAUCCAACUUAAGAAGACUUGAAAGUUUGUAUAUUGUGGGUUGCAAAAGUUUGGUUGAGCUUUCAGGCUUAGAGGGUCUUGAAUCCUUACGAAAGCUUAGGAUAACACAGUUCAAAGCUCUAACUAUCCCUUAUAACUAUUUGCAAGAAUGCGUACAAAUCGAUCUUGGAUGUUUGAGCUCAUUGAAAACUUUAGAAUUAUAUCAUUUUCAAAGCCUACCCUUCAGCCUCUCUCAUCUUUCUAAUUUGAAGCGUCUCAUAUUAGAUGAUUGGCAAAAUCUAAGAGCAUUGCUACAACUUCCUCCUAGUUUGGAGGAACUCUCUGCAAAAAAUUGUGUGUCGUUGGAAAAAAUACAGAACUUGAAAAGCCUUGAAAAGUUAUAUAUUCUCAAUUGCAAAAGUUUGGUUGAGCUUCCAAGAUGGGAGAGUCUUGAAUCUAUUGAGAUAAGAAAUUGCAGUGGUUUGAGGAUUCCUUCGGUUGAAAAUUGGUUCCAGAUUUCACUUAAAGUCGGCAGAGGUUGUGUAUAUUGCAGUAUUCCAAGACUUUUGAGGCAUACAACAACCUUUCGAAUCAGGAACAGUGGUUUUGAUAAUAAUGAGGAGUUUGAUGGAGUUGGUGUUAGCGUGAGAAGCAAAAUAACUGGUGCUUGGAUGGUAAAGGAACCUCAGAAAUAUAUUAAGUUUAUAUUGUAUGAGGAAAUUGAAUUUGUGGUGGCAACAAGGAUUGGCGAAGUACUGGAGGUGUAUGCUCAUUUCCAUCCACCUCUGCAGAAGAAGAUGCUGCUGCUUUGUUUGUUUGAAAUACAUAGAAACUCAGAUGGAGAAGUGCGUUUCUUUCCAUCCACAAGAGGCUUCAUAGAAAUUGAUGAUUCUUCAACAAGUAGUAGUGUAGGUGUAGGUGUAGAAGAAGAAGAGCAGAAGAAUUAUGGUUGGAGAAGAAGAUUUUGCAGCAGAAUUAUUCCCGAGUUUCUCCUUAAGUGUUUUUGUUGGGGUGAUGGGAUGAAGGAGGAAGAGGAAGAGGAAGAAGAAGAAUAA